CUCUGUCUCUCUGUGUCUCUCUGUGUCUCUCUCUGUCUCUGUCUCUCUGUGUCUCUGUCUCUGUCUGUCUGUGUCUCUCUCUGUCUCUCUGUGUCUCUGUCUCUCUCUGUGUCUCUCUGCUGACCACUGACCACGACAGCCACGGCGGGGAUUUUGUAAGAGGGGCGAACAAAAUAUCGGAGGCGACAUUUCCACCACCACCGCUCCACCACCGCCGCUCCUCCACCACCGCUCUUCCACCACCGCUCCACCACCACCGCUCCUCCACCACCGCUCCUGCCCCGACUCCGCUUCCUCCUUUGACGUUUGGAAGUUUCGCGGCGACCCGCGGGGCGAUGGGACGGAGUCGGCGCUGAGCCGGGCCUGAGUCGGGGCCACCUCCUCAGUGCUAUGUCCGGGGCGGGGGGCGCCCCCCCCAAGGCGACGCUGCUCAAGGUGAUCCUGCUGGGAGAUGGCGGCGUGGGCAAGAGCUCGCUCAUGAACCGCUACGUGAGCAACACCUUCGACGCCCAGAGCUUCCACACCAUCGGCGUCGAGUUCCUCAACAAGGACCUCUCCGUGGACGGACGUGCGGUGACGAUGCAGAUCUGGGACACGGCGGGGCAAGAACGGUUCCGCAGCCUGCGAACUCCCUUCUACCGGGGCUCGGACGCCUGCCUGCUCACCUUCAGCCUGGACGACGCCCACUCGUUCCGCAGCCUGGACGCGUGGCGCUCCGAGUUUGCGUACUACGCGGACGUCGCCGCCCUGGACGCCUUCCCCUUCGUGCUGCUGGGGAACAAGCUGGACCUGCCGCACAGGGAGGUGUCGGCCGAGGAGGUGUCGGCGUGGUGCCGCUCGCGCGGCGACGUGCCCUACUUCGAGACGAGCGCCCGCGACUCCACCAACGUGGCCCUGGCCUUCGAGGAGGCCGCCCGGCGCGCCAUCACCUCCGACCUGCGGCAGGCCGGCGGCGGCGGCGGCGCCUUCACGGCGACGGACACUGUGUCGCUGGGUCGCCACGGCGACGGCAACUCCUCGCGGUCCUGCUGCUAGCACCCUCACCCACCCCCCACUCUCCCCCACCACCACCACCACCCACCACCACCACCCACCACCACCACCCACCACCAACACCACCACCCGCUAAGCCCACGGGGCUUGUAGGGACGGCUGCCGCUAGCAGAUUUUGUUUCCGAUUUUGACAAGUUAAUUAGUUAAUUGGCUGUAACUUACCACGGCAACAUCCCCCCCCUCCUCCGCCCCCUCCUUACCGCCAGGUUCCAAUUCACCUGCGGGCCAACACGGGGACAGCCGCCAGUAGGAGGGGGGGUUGGGGCGGGGGGGGGCGGUGUUGGGGGUAGCGUGGCCGUGUGGGAGAGGAGGCACUCGGGAGGUGCCGAGCCGUUGGUGGCGGCAGUCGCGUUCGAAGUUGUGGUGGCGAUAGUGGCGGUGGUGGUGACGGUGGUGGUGGCGAUAGUGGCGGUGGUGGUGGCGAUAGUGGCGGUGGUGGUGGCGAUAGUGGCGGUGGUGGUGGCGGUGGUGGUGGCGAUAGUGGCGGUGGUGGUGGCGAUAGUGGCGGUGGUGGUGGCGAUAGUGGCUGCGGCGGCGGUGGUGGUGACGGCGGUGGUCGCCUCUCGGCCCCACGGCAGAUUUCCGCGAGGUGCUUUAAGAGGCACCUCGGCUGCCGUGUUGGAUGCUUGUGAAGUCUCCAGCUGUAACGUCGGACGGCCGUGUCGGCCUCCGGCAGAUUUGUCCGGGACGCUUUGCGCCUGAACGUGGACGGGCCUCCGCGGAUUUUGAGGUGCGGAAAUCCGGUCGUGAACCGUCGCUUGCGUAGGCAGGCCUUUCCUGCUCCACACCGCCAGGGCCUCAGUCUGCGGCUCUCGCCUGGACAAGGCCGGGGCUUGGUCUGGCCGAGCGGGAAAGCACCGGACCGGGCCUAAGCCGGAUUGAAACUCCCGCAAUGUGUUUGACGUUUGUAUUUAACAAACUUACACCUUGGCACUGAAUUGAGUGGGGGGGGGCGAGACUUAGGCCCCAAUGCAUUGAUUUGAUUGUGUGGGGGGCCUAGCAUAUGUGAUAAGCCCAGCUAAGGCUUCAAGCUGGGCGGAAAUCUUUCUGACUUUGACUUCUUUGGCUCUCCUUCAUAUUCAUCUCAGAGACUCCGUGAAUCCCUCCGCUCCAACUCAAGUAAUAUAGCCUGACUCUCCCAGGACCAGAGUCUCGGCUCAGACCGGGUUCCAGGACCAGAGUCUCGGCUCAGACCGGGUUCCAGGACCAGAGUCUUGACUCAGACCUGGCUCAGACCGGGUUCCAGGACCAGAGUCUCGGCUCAGACCUGGCUCAGACCGGGUUCCAGGACCAGAGUCUUGGCUCAGACCGGGUUCCAGGACCAGAGUCUUGGCUCAGACCGGGUUCCAGGACCAGAGUCUUGGCUCAGACCGGGUUCCAGGACCAGAGUCUUGGCUCAGACCGGGUUCCAGGACCAGAGCCUUGGCUCAGACCGGGUUCCAGGAUCAGAGUCUUGGCUCAGACCGGGUUCCAGGAUCAGAGUCUCGGCUCAGACCGGGUUCCAGGACCAGGGCAGUGCAACCCUUCGCUGUGGAGAACGGUCCACGGAAGCGGACAUGACAGAGUUACCUCUGCCUCACGUGACCUCAGGUGACCUCAGGUGACCUCUCAUCCACGCGCAGUAAGGGGCAGCAUCUCUCCAAGUUGCCCCGCUACGUCGAGGGUCGCGUUCAGCACGUGACGGUAAACCCAAUGUUGCUCAUUCCCAGAGCUGGAAUUUAGCCAAAUUAAAUGCAGAACCAAAUUUAAUGUGUUAGGAUUAUAUUUUUUGUGCGGUCGCUGGUCUAAUACCAACCACUCGCUACACUUGAGAACCCGGUUUAAUGACAACUCACUCCGUGCGAAUCUGUGGAUCUCCGUAGGUCUCCGUGUAAGUCUGGGGGUCUCCGUGCGAGUCUGUGGGUCUCCGUGCGAGUCUGUGGGUCUCCGUGCGAGUCUGUGGGUCUCCGUGCGAGUCUGUAGGUCUCCGUGCGAGUCUGUGGGUCUCCGUGCGAGUCUGUGGGUCUCCGUGCGAGUCUGGGUCUACGUGCGAGUCUGUGGGUCUCCGUGCGAGUCUGUGGGUCUCUGUGUGAGUCUUCGGGUAUCCGUGUGAGUCAGUAGGUCUUUGUACGAGUCCGUGAGUCUCCGUGUGAGUCUGUGGGUCUCUGUGCGAGUCCGUGAGUCAAUAAAAAUCCGGUGUAAUCA
Molecule: messenger RNA, 3237 nt
Organism: Petromyzon marinus (sea lamprey)
Lineage: Eukaryota; Metazoa; Chordata; Hyperoartia; Petromyzontiformes; Petromyzontidae
Gene: RAB9A
Product: RAB9A, member RAS oncogene family
Biological process (GO): retrograde transport, endosome to Golgi
Cellular component (GO): phagocytic vesicle; late endosome; lysosome
Molecular function (GO): GTP binding; GTPase activity
Source: RefSeq, a predicted model, not a curated record